AUGGGACUUGGACAUACCUUGUGCCUUUGGACUCACAAAGGGGCUGGUGGAGUAGCUGCCUUUGAGCCCGGACAGAACAGGUACAUUCUGGGAGCUGGAAAAGAUGAGAGCUCCCUGAACUAUGCAGAAUGGGAGUGCCGUCUGCUGCAGUUCCUGAGAACAUCUCUGGAAGCCAUAAAGAAUGAGACCUGGAAUAUGAAGCUGAAUGGCGAGUUAACUCAGCAGAUGGCCCACUAUCCAAACUUUUCCAAGGAGAAGAAUUUCCUCUAUAAGGCUGUGGGGGGAGCACUGGCAGCGUCUCAGAACAUCAGCUACAUUGAAGAACAGCUGCAGAGCUACUUGGAAAGAGUCAGACGUCUGGAACCUUCUGAGAGAGAGGGACCGAUUUCGGUGUUAGCAUCCUCUGCUGAGGGCCACUUCGACCUGGCCUUGAAGACAGUCCACGACUUUGCUGCUGCUGGGGAGAAUAGGAGACUUCCUAGGGUCUUCACCCUCCAGAAGGAGCACCAGAAGGAGAACGGAGCAAAGACAGCUGCUGCUGUCAUGCUCAUCUACAGUAAAAUAGCACUCCAUGCACCCAAGCAGCAGCUUCUUGCCCGGGUCGAGACGGACAUUGUAGAGAACAUCCUGUGCCAGUACAGAACCAGCCCUCAGGACACAGAACUCAAGCUGGCCCUAAUCCAGAGUGUCACAGAAGUCAGCUGCGCCCUUCAAGGUGUUGGCACCUGUGAGAACUUCAGCUUUGCUUCGAAGAGGGUGCUGCUGGAGAUUGUGCUGGUGAGUGACAUGGAGUGA
Messenger RNA from Dromaius novaehollandiae (emu), 795 nucleotides. Its product is annotated as maestro heat-like repeat-containing protein family member 1. The coding region runs from base 1 to 795 and encodes 264 amino acids. The record is from RefSeq and is a predicted model, not a curated record. The transcript is spliced from 7 exons. Gene Ontology annotation, cellular component: cytoplasm. Lineage: Eukaryota; Metazoa; Chordata; Aves; Casuariiformes; Dromaiidae.